Oreochromis aureus is the source of this 631-nucleotide messenger RNA. RefSeq names its product interferon alpha-inducible protein 27-like protein 2A. The transcript is spliced from 4 exons. Gene Ontology annotation, cellular component: mitochondrion; membrane. NCBI's taxonomy places the organism in Eukaryota, Metazoa, Chordata, Actinopteri, Cichliformes, Cichlidae. The record is from RefSeq and is a predicted model, not a curated record. Gene Ontology annotation, biological process: apoptotic signaling pathway. The coding region runs from base 109 to 423 and encodes 104 amino acids.
AAUUAUAAAAAGCCAGGAGGGGACGCACUGGGCAAAAUAAACACCUGCACUGUGGAUAUCUGCGCGUAACUACGGAUACACUCUGUAUCAUCUGAAUGUGGAUAUAUCAUGGACUGGGAAGAAAUAUGUAAGGGAGUCGUUAUAGUCGGAGGGGGUGCUGGCACUGUGGCUCUGGCUCCAGCCGCUCUGGCUGCACUGGGGUUCACUCCAGCUGGAAUAGCAGCAGGCUCCAUCGCUGCCAAACUGAUGUCAUAUUUUGCAGUUGCUAAUGGAGGAGGAGUUGCAGCAGGCGGUCUCAUAGCAACCCUGCAGUCCUGGGGUAUGGGAGGUCUGACGGGAGCUGCCACUGGAGGUUUUGCUGGUGCUGGAGGAACAGUGGGUUGGCUGCUCUCAACCAUUUGUAACCAGACUGGAACGCGUUAAGAUUUACAUCAUGAACAAAUGUCAGACACUCCGCUUAAGGCAAAAUUUGAAAAUUAAGUUAAAUAUAUGGUGGAUUAAGAUUACUGCUAUUUUGAAUCCAUCAUUUUUAUAUAUCAUUGUAGAGGAUGAAGCUGUUUGAUCUGAACCCAAGACUGAUACGAUGCACUUUCUGAAUUUAAUGUGAAAAUAAAAAUCCAUGCAAAAUAAA